CGUUGGUUAUUAUCUAGAAGUUCUUGGCAGUUCUCCUCAUUGGACCCUGGUGCUGGAUACCAUGUCAGAAAAAGGAAUGACCCUGGCCAACUUCUCUUCCAAAAUGCCUCCAUCUAUACUAAGAAGGCGGAGGGUGGAUCGAGGGGACGAUGGUGCACAGCACAAGUCUGAACGAAGGGUGCGCUUCAGGGACCCAGAGGCCAUCUACAUCCAUGCCAGCCAGCAUUGUCCUAGCAGUAUCCAGCUCCCCCUCAUCAUUGGUGUUUGUAUUUUCAUGAUCAUGGGACUGAUUCUAUAUUGUCAUAAUUUCCAGCUGGGUUCCAACACAUUCAACUCAAGCUUUGUAGUCUUCAUUCUCCGUCUGAAGCACAAUGCAGCAAUUUGCUGGAAUUUGUUAAAGAAGCAACAAUAAAACAAUGGAGGAACAUAAGAACAAUGUGGAAAGAUGACAAAGUUUUCCCGUACAGCUGGAGAGUUUUGCAACGUUGAAUCAAAUGUGACUGUAAUACGGAAGACAUCACUUUUAUUAUGGAAUGAGGUCAAGAAAUAUUCAUUCCAAGGCUUCAAAAUGGACCCAAUAAGGUUGCCAAUCCAUGAAUGGAUGUUCGGAAAAAGUGAAAGGAAGAGAGACCAGCAACAAGUUGGAUGGAAGCAGUUGCAGAAAUCUUGAACCUCAUUGAGAAGCCUGAAGACCCUACAAAAUAGGAAAGUCUGGAGAACAUUAAUAUAUGGUGACCAAGAUAUGAAACCAAAUAGGUUUUUAGGUACAUGACGGGGGGGUUCUCAUCCAUCAUCUAGGCCUAGGUGAUGAACAUUAGAUCACUGGUAUGGGCGAACCCAUUUCCCUGUUCUUCCUCACUAGGAACAGGGGUAUGUCUGCUUUCAUCUAGAAACAGCACUACACCUGUCCAUGAGUUGUUGAAGCUCAACUCCAUUCAAAUGAAUGAUGCUGAGCUCCAUUACCAAACACACCCCUGUGGACAGAUGUGGUGCUGUUUCUAGAGGAAAGCAGUCAUGUUUUUCUAAUUCUGUCCACCUCCUUUAGAGGGGUUAUCCAACUUUUUUUCAGACCUUAUAGAGUGGCCGGACUUGUGGUGUUGAUGAUUAGGGUUCAGCGAAGAGCCAAAGUUGUUUCGUUCAAAACUUCAUUUGAAUGCUGUACGGAGACCCGUCUCUGUACAGCAUUCAAAUGUAUGAGCUACGUGGAGAUGAAAUUCGUUAAGUCCUAAGUGUCGCAAGACUUAUGGGUAGAACUUUGACAUUUGAUUGUACAACUUGAAAACCAUUUUAAAACUGCAAUCCAAAGUCGUCUUCGGUACUGAGUUUUCAGUUAUGGUCUUGCCAGACUUCGGACUUAACGAAUUUCACCUUCACAUAGCCUAUACUGGUUUCCGUACAGCAUUCAAAUGAAGUUUUUAACUAACCGAC
Messenger RNA from Bufo bufo (common toad), 1428 nucleotides. It is a transcript of the gene C11H14orf180, whose product is annotated as chromosome 11 C14orf180 homolog. The record is from RefSeq and is a predicted model, not a curated record. Bases 62 to 412 code for a protein of 116 amino acids. The transcript has 3 exons. Lineage: Eukaryota; Metazoa; Chordata; Amphibia; Anura; Bufonidae.